CCCGAAUCUAAUCGACGAAUUGAACUCUUACCUUCCUCUAGUGGGGAAGCAAUGGUGGCAGAAAUCGAUGAUCCGUUGUUCCUGAUCUCACGCCGCUUUCUCCUCUUUCCUCUCCUCGAUCCUUUCUAACCCCCAGCAGACCCAAGGAAGAACCCAUUCGCUGCGUCACUCCCACCAUUCCCGUCAAUCGCGCAAGCAUCCCCUCCCUCGCUGACUCGAAACUUGUCCUCUGCGUUAUCCGCGUUGGUUGGCAUUCCAUUCUCUCGAUUGAAAUUUUUCUUGUGUGAUCACCGGCUCCAACCAUCUGCAAAGCAAUUCAACUAUUCGUGGACCACCCCCGGACGGAGUCGAUCUCCGCAAUCCGAUCUGCUGGGCUCCUCCCCGAUCGCCGCCAUGACCGCGCCCCCAUGUGAGGACGAUGGUCGUGCGCCAUCGCAUCCUUUUUUGACUGAUGAGACCCAACGCCACAAUCCUUCCUCUGAUAUGUCCGGCCAUGCGACCGACGAAGAAAUGGAAGACGGCGACUCGGCCUAUGGUGAGGAUUCCCUGAUUGGGGAUGACACAGUCACUCUGUCCACCUAUAUCACGGACCACCGAUACGAAUACGGUCGGCGGUACCACUCCUUCCGCGAUGGCGCAUACUGGGGUCCGAACGAUGACAUUGCGAAUGAACAACAAGACUUGGCUCACCAUAUGUACUUUCUGACCCUCGAUGAGAAGCUCCACUUGGCUCCCAUCCGCAAUCCGCAGGAAAUCCUCGACGUGGGAACCGGAACCGGCAUUUGGGCAGUAGACAUGGCAGAUGAAUACCCUAGUGCCAAAGUCACCGGGGUGGAUCUCUCCCCAAUCCAGCCGCUAUUCGUCCCGCCGAAUUGUGUCUUCGAGAUUGAUGAUGUGACCCUUCCCUGGACCUACGAGUCAAAUCAGUUUGACUUCAUUCACGUUCGCGAAUUAUUUGGAUGCAUUCCUGACUGGGACGAAUUCCUCCAGCAAUGCUGGCGUUGCCUGAAACCUGGUGGAUAUAUCGAGGUCGUUGAGCACUCGGUCGAACCGGUCGCAGACGACGAUACCGUGCCCGAGGGCCAUUUCUACCGCAUCUGGGGCCAGACAGUCCUCGAUUCGGGCAAUGCGUCAGGGAAGACGUUCAACAUCUGGGCUGAGAGCGCGACGCGACUAAGGCAGGCGGGCUUUGUUAGUGUGGUGGAGAAUCGUUUCCAAUGGCCCAUGAAUGCCUGGAGUCCCGAUGCAAAGCUACACGAACUCGUGAGCAGUACAAGCAUUUAUCGGCCGGAAAGAAAAUCGCUUACAUCUAGCCAGGGUCGUUGGAACCAACUCCGCCUCCACGGUGGAGUCGAAGGAUUCAUGCUCCGUCUCCUCACCACCACACUCGGCUGGUCCUACGAGCGAGCGCAAAUAUUCCUCGCCCAAAUGCGCCAGUCCUUACGCGACUAUGGAACCCACGCCUACCUCCCCGUAUCGGUCGUCUACGCUCGCAAACCCGAGUCCGAUUCCCAUCCCGCUCCCUAGCGAGGGCUGUUUCUCUUAUUUCCCUGCAUUGCAUCCUACCAAACCUCAGUCGACUUCUAUCCAGAUUCUUUUCCGUGCGAGCCUUAUACCCUAUGCUUAUCUCUUAGAGCGAUUCGCGAUGUUAUGUGACGUGUACCGAUCAGUUACGUACGUAAAUGAGGUUUGUACUUCUGACCCAAUUUGUGGCCUUUUUGCAUUGGUGUUGUUGGUGUUGGGGUCCUCGUCGCGCUGCCAGCACUAAUUCAUUCCUCUUUCGAGUGCGGUCUGGCCGUUUGUGGGUAUGACUUGUGGUGGUCGAUG
Aspergillus homomorphus CBS 101889 is the source of this 1827-nucleotide messenger RNA. Its product is annotated as class I SAM-dependent methyltransferase. The transcript is spliced from 5 exons. Gene Ontology annotation, molecular function: methyltransferase activity. Bases 394 to 1527 code for a protein of 377 amino acids. The record is from RefSeq and is a predicted model, not a curated record. NCBI's taxonomy places the organism in Eukaryota, Fungi, Ascomycota, Eurotiomycetes, Eurotiales, Aspergillaceae.